Messenger RNA from Equus caballus (horse), 3806 nucleotides. The record is from RefSeq and is a predicted model, not a curated record. Lineage: Eukaryota; Metazoa; Chordata; Mammalia; Perissodactyla; Equidae.
GUGCACACGAGUGAGCGGAGGCCCCCGCAGGCAGGCCCCGGCCCCGGCCCCGGCCCCGGCGGCGCCAUGGAGAGCAAAGGGCUGGACAGCUCGCAGACGGACCUCAAGCUGGUGGCCCACCCGCGCGCCAAGAGCAAGGUGUGGAAGUACUUCGGCUUCGACACCAACGCGGAGGGAUGCAUCUUGCAGUGGAAGAAGAUUUACUGCCGCAUCUGCAUGGCGCAGAUCGCUUACUCCGGCAACACCUCCAACCUGUCGUACCACCUGGAGAAGAAUCACCCGGAUGAGUUCUGCGAGUUCGUCAAGAGCAACACGGAGCAGAUGCGCGAGGCCUUCGCCACCGCCUUCUCCAAGCUGAAACCCGAGGCCUCGCAGCCCAGCCCGCAGGACCCGCUGGCCGCCAAGGCCGCCCACGGCCACGAGAGCAAGAAGCAGCAGGAGCUGACGGCCGCUGUCCUCGGCCUCAUCUGCGAGGGCCUCUACCCCGCCUCCAUCGUGGACGAGCCCACCUUCAAGGUGCUGCUCAAGACGGCCGACCCCCGCUACGAGCUGCCCAGCCGGAAGUUCUUUUGCAGCAAGGCCAUUCCGGAGAGAUACGGCGCCGUGCGCGAGGCGGUGCUGAAGGAGCUCAGCGAGGCGUCCUGGUGCGGCAUCUCCACCGACCUGUGGCGCAGCGACAACCAGAACCGCUCCUAUGUCACGCUGGCUGCCCACUUCCUGGGCGCGGGGUCCCCCAGCAACUGCCUGGCUGUGGGGUCCCGCUGCCUCAAGACGUUCGAGGUGCCGGAGGAGAACGCGGCCGAGACCAUCACCCGGGUCCUCUAUGAGGCCUUCAUCGAGUGGGGCAUCAGCAACAAGGUGUUCGGGGCCACCACCGACUGCGCAAAGGACAUCGUGAAGGCGUGCUCGCUGCUGGACAUCUCGGUGCAGAUGCCCUGCCUGGGUCACACGUUCAACGCCGGCAUCCAGCAGGCCUUCCGGCUGCCCAAGCUGGGCGGGCUGCUGACCCGCUGUCGCCGGCUGGUGGAGUACUUCCAGCAGUCGACGGUGGCCAUGUACAUGCUGUACGAAAAGCAGAAGCAGCAGAACGUGGCCCACUGCAUGCUGGUCAGCAACCGCGUGGCCUGGUGGGGCAGCACCCUGGCCAUGCUGCAGAGGCUGAAGGACCAGCAGUUCGUUAUCGCCGCCGUGCUGGUGGAAGACAGCAACAACCACCACCUCAUGCUGGAAGCCACCGAGUGGGCCACCAUCGAGGGGCUGGUGGACCUCCUGCAGCCCUUUAAGCAGGUGGCCGACAUGCUGUCCGCCUCCAAGUACCCCACCAUCAGCAUGGUGAAGCCCCUGUUGCACAUGCUGCUCAACACCACGCUCAACAUCAAGGAGACGGACUCCAAGGAGAUCAGCAUGGCCAAGGAGGUCAUCGCCAAGGAGAUCUCCAAGACGUACCAGGAGACGCCCGAGAUCGACAUGUUCCUCAACGUCGCCACCUUCCUGGACCCCCGCUACAAGAGGCUGCCCUUCCUGUCCGCCUUCGAGAGGCAGCAGGUGGAGAACCGGGUGGUGGAGGAAGCCAAGGGCCUGCUGGACAAGAUCAAGGACGGCAGCUACCGGCCGCCCGAGGACAAGCUCUACGCGCCGCCGCCGCCGCCGCCGCCCGACGAGCCCCCCGUGAAGAAGCUGGCGCUGGGGUCCCCGCCUGCGCCCUCCAGCGUCAUCAACAACAUGCUGGCCGAGAUCUUCUGCCAGACCGGCGGCGUGGAGGACCAGGAGGAGUGGCACGCCCAGGUGGUGGAGGAGCUCAGCAACUUCAAGUCGCAGAAGGUGCUGGGCCUCAACGAGGACCCCCUCAAGUGGUGGUCCGACCGCCUGGCGCUCUUCCCCAUGCUGCCCAAGGUCCUGCAGAAGUACUGGUGCGUGGCGGCCACCCGCGUCUUCCCCGAACGCCUCUUCGGCUCCUCGGCCAACGUGGUCAGCGCCAAGAGGAACCGGCUGGCUCCCGCGCACGUGGACGAGCAGGUCUUCCUGUACGAGAACUCCCGCGGCGGUGGCGACGCGGAGCCCGAGGACGAGGACGAGGGCGAGUGGGGCCUGGACCACGAGCAGGUGUUUCCCCUGGGGGACGCCGUCCACGGCGGCUUCUUCGGGAUCAGGGAUGGCGGCUUCGUGUAGCGGGUCACGCCGCGGCGGCCCCGCUUGGAUGCCUGGCUGUAGAGACGCACCCCCACGGAUGGUCGUGCCGGCCCGCAACCCGGGGACGCGAGAAGAAGAAGGGAGGCGACACCGCUUUGGGUGUCCGCAAGCCGGCGAUGCCAUCGUUGCCUCUAGGAGUCCCUGUGCAUCCCGGCCGGGGGGUGGAGGCCUUGUUGGCCACCCGUGCAUUGCAAAUACUCCAUGUUUGCAAUCCCGCUUCCUCCCCAGAAGAAGAGCCAGGAGGGACGUUUCGCCUCCCAGGUCGUUAAUUCCAACCCGCACCACGGAUGUUCUCCGCCGGAGGGUUUGGCGUCGAUGGGAGAGAAAGCCAGACUGACGGGGAGACCAGGAUGACACCCUGACGUUUUCCGUUCCAGCGGGAACCUUGCCUCUGGGAAGCGGGGCGGGAGACGUUCUGGAGCCAGAAGGCCCUGUUUCGAAGAGAGACGCGUUUUCCGUGGGGCGGAAAAUGUGCAAAGGGGAGCAUCCGAUGGGAGCACUUUUGAAAAAAGCAGAAAGGAGGUGCUGAAUGGGUUAUAAGCUCCGUUCUCCCCUUGUCGGAAUUCACUUGGGUGGCCUGGUCCUUGCAAGCCCGGUCUGUCUUUGGCGUCAGAUGCUUCACCGGUGAAUUCCCCCAGAAUCAUUUUCCUUGGGGGUGACGGUGAGGCCCCUCCUGGGAGGCGCCCCUUUGAAAUACGGGGAACCCUAAGGUGCCCCCGGAGAUGCAGUUGUGGGUAUGGAAGAGGACCCUCUGAUUCUUUUAAACUCCACACCGCGGGAGUCAUCGAUUUUAAAAAUUUACCACCGAUGGUUUCCCUCCAGAGGUCAUCGUCGCCGGCUUUGGCUGUUUCCGAGAGACAGGAAGGCAGUUCCCAACACUUAGAAAUUACUUUUUUUUUUAAAUUUUCCCCCACUAACCGCCUUUCAAGAGGCACAGCUUGCGUCUUUGAUCCCUACGUGAUGACACCCCAAGGUGGAGGGAUGGGAUGUCACGAGGCGAGUGGUUCCAGAUGGCGCGUCCCAGCCUGUUGGCGAUAUUCCGCCUGGAUGCCCUCCCAGCCCCCGACCCCUGACCCCUGAUCAAAUCCCGGAGGCCGUCGGAGCGAAUUUCUUGUGCUAAUGGCUGGUGACUUUUGCGGCUUCUGAAAUUUUGAUGUCACCAGCCGUGUAUGUUCUUAGGAAAGACAGCCGCUCAAGCUGGUUUUUCUCUUUGAAGGAAAGCAAUUGGGUGGCUGAGCCAAGACCCUCAGCUCUGAGUGUUUCCAGAAAACGGCAGCGAGACGGGGCCAGUGCCCCGGCUUUAUGGCUCGUCCCCACUCUGCUCCCGGGUUGGAAAAAACAAGCAGCUCAGAGAUGCAGGGCCCACCUCCGUGGGGUUCAUUUUCUGGUGGUCCCAUCAGCCCCCUUCCCCGUUUCCGGAAAUCCCUGUCUUUCUUGUAACCCGUUAUGCAAACGCGUGUGGCUCCCGCCAGCUGCCUCACCGCAUUUCUUGUCUUUUUUUUCUUUUUUUCCCCCCCAGCCCUUGUGGCCACCCCUCCCCGUGGGUUGAGCUUUUAUUUAAUGCUAUGGAAUUGGAGUCCUGUUCAAUAAACCAGAGAAAUCAAUAACGGUCCGAA